Molecule: messenger RNA, 1471 nt
Organism: Erpetoichthys calabaricus (reedfish)
Lineage: Eukaryota; Metazoa; Chordata; Cladistia; Polypteriformes; Polypteridae
Exons: 6
Coding region: 81-761 (226 amino acids)
Biological process (GO): negative regulation of T cell proliferation; immune response; cell surface receptor signaling pathway
Cellular component (GO): external side of plasma membrane
Source: RefSeq, a predicted model, not a curated record
UCCAAUUUACUGGCGCAGUAAAGAAGAAAAGGGAUGGUGCCCUGAACGAAGGAGCUGAAAACAGAGGCGGGGAUUUCCAGAUGGUUCCUGUUAACAAAGUAAAGAAUUGGAGGAGAAGGGGACGAGUGAGGAUGCACACUUGGAUACUGGUACCGGUCAUUUUGUCCUACGUCUCUCCAGUUUUGGCCUUUGAGGUGAUCUGCAAGCCAAAGUACCUUCAAACGCCUGUUGGGUACAAUACAUCACUUAGAUGCUUCUGGAAAUGUGAGAGUAAAUGUGCUGCAGAAAGAAUCAUCUGGUCAAAAGAUAACCGCAUACUUCAGGCAUAUCCACCACUUGAAAAUCAGAAUAAUACAACAGCAGAUGACCGAUUUCAGUUUAUGUACCAGAAUAUAGAAAAUGGGAAUUUUGUUCUGAACAUUGAACAUCUUCAAAUGUCAGAUACAGGAACCUAUGAGUGUACGCUUAUCAGCGAUGGAGACCAUCAUGAGGGGAACAUAUAUUUGCAAGUGUCAGAUCCAAACCAGAAAUUUGAAGUGGCGAUUUGUUAUGAUUUUUUAGGGACUAUAAGGUUUAUUGGUAAAGUCUUGGUUGUUAUCUUGGCUAUUGUAUUACCCGUGUUGGCCUGUGUACUUUGGAAAAAAAAGUUAGGAUGCAGUUACUAUUACAAGGAAAUGAAAUUACCAUACUCUGGUGAUGUAGAAGAUAAUAUCUCUAUAGGCUCAGUUUCUUCCAAGUCUGAGCUGAUUAAAAAAGUCUAAAACAUGACUGGACAGAAGUAGCAUGAAGCUCUCCACAUUCCUUCUCAGCUACACCAUCGCUACAUGGACUCCUGGGUCUGGCUAAAACUAGAAGAUUAAUCCAAAAUAACGUCUACACAAAAGACAUUUACACUUGCUGUUAUCAAGACCCAAGUACUGCAAGGUAUCAUGAGGCACAGGUUCAAGUAAGUAUCUUGUUGAACUGGGCAGAAGAAAAAAGGAGGAAUGACCGGAGAGCUGCAGAUCUUCGACUGUUAACAAGAAUGAGACAGAAAGGAUUAUCUUAUUCUAGAAUAUUGCCAAACCUUGCUACCAGCUUGUUUUGGUCAGGGUUGCAGUUUGCACUAAUGGCCUGCAUCAUUGCACUUCUCAAUCUGAUAGAGACAUUUUGGGAAGAGGUGGAAUAAAUGGUUUAGUGAUAGCAAAUCCACCAGUCUCGCUUGAUGCGAUUGUGAGGCAUGGAUCAAAAUCCCCCAAAAUAUGUUUUCCCACACCUUACUGAAUCCAUGCCUCUGAGAAUUAACGCUAUUGUAAGGGUAAAUGGGGUUUGUACGUAUUGCUAGAUAAGUGAACCUAACACAAUGACCAUUGUAUAUUACAUGUGGGCCCCUUCGCUAAUUAUUUUACAAUCUAUGCUUCAAUGCUCUUCAAAAGUUUUUAAAACAAUAAGAAAUAUGUGUAUAUUUUUGAUUAAAGUUUUUAGAAACUGG